This is a messenger RNA of Malania oleifera, 474 nucleotides long. RefSeq lists its product as uncharacterized. The record is from RefSeq and is a predicted model, not a curated record. The coding region runs from base 1 to 474 and encodes 157 amino acids. The transcript has a single exon. Lineage: Eukaryota; Viridiplantae; Streptophyta; Magnoliopsida; Santalales; Ximeniaceae.
AUGGGAGGCUGCGCAAGCAAGCCCAAGGAGUCGGAUUGUCGUCCCAUUGACCCAGCUGCUCAUCCUGCCGUUGAGGUUGUCGCAACCACCCCUAAUAAUGCUGCUGAUCAGAAAGAUGAGCCUCUGGUUGAUCUUUCUGAGCCAAAUCAGGAGGCCCCCGCUUUGAGUGGAGACUCAAUAGUCACCUCUGAAGAGAAGCCUACAUCCGAUGCAAGAGUUGUCUCUCAAGAGGCUCCUGAAACGCCAUUGGAUUUGGGUGAUGUGGCUACCAAGCCAGCAGAAGAAGUCAGCAAGGUUGAAUCCACAAAUACAGAGCUAAAAGAGGACAAAGUUGAGGCUGUGAAUGCCAUCAAGAAGCCAACAGAUGAUCAGGAGGAGGGAGCAACAGCAGCAGAUUCUGUGGAAAAAGCGGAGGCUAAACCCAACAAUGAUUCUGAAGAAAAUAAAAGUGAUGCCCCUCUCAUUACUGUGUGA